AUGUCUCCGGAACAUCAGCCUGAGUUGCAUGCCAUUUGGCUUUGCUUUGAGAUAACCCGUGCAGGCGGACAUUUACUAGAGAUGGGGACGGAAGAAUUCUUGAAAUCGAAAAAUAGUGGAAUGCUAGGAAAUGUUCCCAUUGUCGUCGUUCUUACUAAGUACAAUAUGCUAAUCGAACGCAUACAGCGAACACUGGGUGGAAGCUCUUUGAGUGACGAAGCCUACGAGGAACUCACCAAGAAAAACGCAGAAGCCGAGCUGCAGGAUACUUGCAUUGGACCUCUAGAGCAAUUUUCAGGGCCUAAUAUUCCCCACGCUACUGUCUCUACCGAUGAAGACUAUGAAGAGAUGCUCACCCACCUGAUCCAAAUAACUGAAAAGUGUGUCAGUCAGCACUCUGCAUCUGAGGCCUCGGCGACGGCCUCCAUUGCUCAGCACUUUGCAUCUGAGGCCGUGGUGAUGACCUCUAUCGCUCAGCGAGUGCAUCCUGGACUCAAAAUAAAGGCAUCAAUCGACAUCAGAGUUGGGAAGAAAAGAUACUGGAAAGCGCUUGCGUCAUGCCCAACGUUCAAGAACCGCAAGAUGUGGGAUUGUCUACAUGUGCUUCACACUGACAUCGUCAAUGUGUGGAACUUCCAUGACCCUCAUCAUUACUUGCACAGUCAAGAGUUUAGGACGAUGAUGAUGAACAUAGUCGAUAAGAUAGAAGUUGGCCCGACAGCUAAUCCCAACAAAAACGUGGCUUUUGGGUUAUCCAUGGUGGCCGCUAUUGCGGGCAUCGUGUCGGCCCUGGCGGGACCUGCGGCUCCUAUCGUAGUACCAAUCGCAGCAGGUGCCGUACUCGCCGUAUGGGCUUAUGAUGUAUACCAGAUAUUCCACCCAGUGCUUCAGCGCUUCAUGGCCUACAUCAUUCACUUGACGCUUGUGUUGCAGACACUUUUUAUUGUGUCAGAAAGCCAGGAACUCACUUGUAGGGCUAUCAAGCUCGUGGUUGCUUCCUACCUCGCAUCUCCAACAAGUGAAGAAGUUCUUACUUGGAUUCAAGAUUAUGAUAGGCAAUUGAUGUUACAGUCAUCUGCAACACCUACAAGAGCCCCCGCUCUGCUAGACUCCUGA
Molecule: messenger RNA, 1116 nt
Organism: Suillus discolor
Lineage: Eukaryota; Fungi; Basidiomycota; Agaricomycetes; Boletales; Suillaceae
Exons: 9
Coding region: 1-1116 (371 amino acids)
Source: RefSeq, a predicted model, not a curated record